Solea solea (common sole) is the source of this 1159-nucleotide messenger RNA. RefSeq lists its product as uncharacterized. Gene Ontology annotation, biological process: response to bacterium. The coding region runs from base 20 to 841 and encodes 273 amino acids. NCBI's taxonomy places the organism in Eukaryota, Metazoa, Chordata, Actinopteri, Pleuronectiformes, Soleidae. The record is from RefSeq and is a predicted model, not a curated record. The transcript has 5 exons.
AGGCUGCAAAUGUACAACAAUGAUGGAAGGAUUCGCUGCUUUGAUUCUUCUGACUGCAUUGUCUCUGACUCAAACUGCAGAGGUUCCUCAGCAAAUGUCUUUGGCCAUGGCUGAAGUUGGCGCUGACUUGAACUUGACAUGUCAAGUCCCCACUGCAGAGCUCGUUUUGUUUUUCUGGUAUAAGGUGAAAUUUGGAUAUAUGAUUCAAACUGUUGCUAAAGGAGCUGGACUUGUUGGGCAGUUUAACAACCCGAGAUUCAAAAUCAUAAGAAACGGUGAUCUAUACACACUUAGCAUAGGAAAUGUAAGCGAAGAAGAUGAAGCAACAUACUACUGUCAAUCAGGAGAGCCCUACAUGACUCCAUCAUUUAAUGGCACAAUUCUGGUGGUGAAUGAUCAUAAAAAUCUAGAGAAACAAGUCUAUGUGAAACAAAGUCCGGAGUCAGAGUCAGUGGACGUGGGACACUCGGUCACUCUCGAGUGUUCACUCCUCUCCACGGACAAAGAAAACGCAGUCCAGUGUGCAGGUGAACACAAAGUGCACUGGUUCAAAAACGGAUCAGGAGGAUCAAACCCUGGUGUCCUCUACACAAGCAGCAGCAGGAGGAAUGAUCGAGAGGAGAAGACAUGCAUCUACAGUCUGUCCAAAACUAUCCAGAACUCUGCUGACACUGGGAAUUACUACUGUGCUGUGGUCACAUGUGGGCAGAUUCUGUUUGGUGAGGGAACCAAAGUGGACACAAAACCAGAACUGUUACCACUGGUCAUUGUGCUCUCGACACUGAUGUCCUGCUUUGUCCUUGUGAUUGCUGUUCUAGUUCUCUGCAGAGAAAAUAAGUGACUGCAUCCCUGCGCUGUGAGUGGAGAGAGAGAGGAGGCGUCAUCGUGGGGAGGGAAGUUUAAAAAGUAGGAGGAGAGAGAGAUCGGCAGGAGAAUGGCUCAAAAUGUCUUUGAUUUUUCUCCUCAGUUGGUUGGAGGUUACCGGAAGUCCUAUGAUCGAGUUUAGUUUAUUUCAUCUAUUUUUCUUUUUGGGGAUGCGCUGGGUCCAGACGCUACCCACCUUUUGCUACUUUUGCCGGGAUCUCCAAUCCUUUUCUUUUGUUCACUUUGUGGCUGAAAUGAUGAGCUUAUUAAAAAAUAAACACGACUUAUUAAUUGG